Messenger RNA from Prorocentrum cordatum, 2446 nucleotides. The record is from the annotation of a GenBank genome assembly. Lineage: Eukaryota; Dinophyceae; Prorocentrales; Prorocentraceae.
AUUUGGUCAAGCAUUUGCUGCGCCGUGGGCUGCACCCUCGCAUUUGCGUCCCCCCGUCGCGUCGCCCGCCCCCCCAUGCCGUGCAGGGCGCGUCUGGAGUGGCUGGAGCGUCAGCUCCAGGGUGGUGCCAACAUCACCAUGAGCGCCAGCUUCAACGCGGCCACCUCGUCGGAGAAGUAUAUUUUCAAGCUCCACCCGGCUGGAGCUACCCACCUUCCUCGGCCAUGCAUGGCAGCCGUCUUGAAGGCCUUGAUGGCUCGGGAGCCGUUGCAGUGCAGUAGCGACCAUGGUCGUCGGCACCGCCGCUCUGGGAUCAGCGAGGUGACGAUGUAUUUUCAGCCUGAUCCUUUUCGAGGUCCUGCUGAUGGCGGCGCUAGUGGUGGAGAUGAAGACGGCGACAACGGAGGUGACCCCUUUCGUGGUCCUCGUCAUGGCAGUGGUCGGCGGCGUCGUGGUUUCGGCAACGACCAGGCGGGAGGAAAUGACGAUCCGUGGUGGGGCGGGGGCGACCCGUGGACUCAGGGCCCUUUGGCGAAAGCUCCCAGACGCCACGAUGCUCACCCAGGUCCUACUGCCCAGGCCCCCGAUGGGUUAUCUGGCUUGCCUGCUGUCCCUCACUUUCCUGAGUUUUCCUGGAACCGUGAUGCGCCCGUGUUCGUGCCGAAAGUUGAGGACAUCGUGGACCGAAUGAUUUAUGAGCAUGGUUGCGGGGAGGACCUCGUGCUUGCUGAUGGUGGCUCUCUAUUUGCUGGUCAGGCUGAUUUCCCUCCUGAGACGAUGAGGAAGUAUGAGGAUCUCUCUUUCGGCACGGUGCUCAACGCUGACGGGGUCGUCGGCGCAAUGCAGGAGCAGGAGGCCUUCAUCGACCAGGUGCUCUACGAAGCGGUGGGAUACGAUGACGUGGGCGGAGACAUGUGGGAGAAGGCGACGCAGGAGGCCAUCAUCGAUCAGGUGCUCUACGACGACGGCUUCGACUUCGAGCACCACGUGGAAAGCAGCGACGGGAGGCAGCACGAGCAGGAGGACACCAUUGACCAGGUGCACUACGACGACGGCCGCGACGUCGAGCAGCGGGACGUCGAGGGCUCCGGUGGCGGCUUCGGUGGUUCGGUUGGGGUGGCGGCGGCGCCGGCCAGGGCAUUGGCGGCUGGGGUGGAGGCGGCGGCGGCGGCUAGGGCUGGGAGGGAGGCGACCUUCCCCACGAGUCUCGAGGAGACCGAUUGCGAUCUUGACCUCGAGGCUGGCCACGUCGAUGAAGUGACGGAAGUGGCGGCUGCUGACCCUCACUUUCCGGAGUUUUCCUGGAACCGUGAUGCGUCCGUGUUCGCGCCGAAAGUUGAUGACAUCGUGGACCGAAUGAUUUAUGAGCAUGGUUGCGGGGAGGACCUCGUGCUUGCUGAUGGUGGCUCUCUAAUUGCUGGUCAGGCUGAUUUCCCUCCUGAGACGAUGAGGAAGUAUGAGGAUCUCUCUUUCGGCGCGGUGCUCAACGCUGACGGGGGCGUCGGCGCAAUGCAGGAGCAGGAGGCCUUCAUCGACCAGGUGCUCUACGAAGCGGUGGGAUGCGAUGACGUGGGCGGCGACAUCUGGGAGAAGGCGACGCAGGAGGCCAUCAUCGAUCAGGUGCUCUACGACGACGGCUUCGACUUCGAGCACUACGUGGAAAGCAGCGACGGGGGGCAGCACGAGCAGGAGGACAUCAUUGACCAGGUGCACUACGACGACGGCCACGACGUCGAGCAGCGGGACGUCGAGGGCUCCGGUGGCGGCUUCGGUGGUUCGGUUGGGGUGGCGGCGGCGCCGGCCAGGGCAUUGGCGGCUGGGGUGGAGGCGGCGGCGGCGGCUAGGGCUGGGAGGGAGGCGACCUUCCCCGCGAUUCUCGAGGAGACCGAUUGCGAUCUUGACCUCGAGGCUGGCCACGUCGAUGAAGUGACGGAAGUGGCGGCUGCUGACCAGUUGGGCGGGCCCGCUUCGGAGGACAUUCCUGCCAAGAUGGAGAGCGAGUUGCUGGACGAGGACCUCUUUGCGGACUUUGAUGUAUUCGAUGGUGGUGGAGGGGAUUCGUGUUCGGCGGCGCGGUCGAGCCGCCCUGGGGCCCCCCGCGCCUCGAGGAGGGUCCAGCGGUCGGCGGGGGCCAAGAAGAAGGCGCUGCUCAAGGAGAAGCUGGCUAUGAGCACUUCGUGACUGUGAUCUCUGCGGCUGAGUGUGAGAGGGAGUGGCUUCGGUGGUCUGGCCCUUUUACGGGUCGGCACGGCCAGGGGGGCGCCUCGUGUGGGCCCCCCUGGUGAUGCCGCAUACCUCUGCGUUCGGGACUCAGUGGAGGGUGCUUCGGUGGUCUGGCCCUUUUCGGGGUCGGCAGGGCCAGGCGGGUGCCUCGUGCGGGCGCCUCUGGUGGCGCCCCAUACCCUGGCGCCUCGGGAGGGCGGGGCUCGCUGCGAGCUCUGCGUGG